Messenger RNA from Xyrichtys novacula (pearly razorfish), 12839 nucleotides. The record is from the annotation of a GenBank genome assembly. Lineage: Eukaryota; Metazoa; Chordata; Actinopteri; Labriformes; Labridae.
CGGACUUUUAAAGCGAAAAGAGACACUUGUUGGAUUUAAAUGGCGCCAAAAGCUGCAGCGGAUAAUGAGACUUGAAGGUGAAAUUCAGGUAAGACUUAUUAGCAUAGCCGUCAAACAUUAUCACCCUCAUAGAACCUGAAAAAACGAGCAGACACCGAUCAAAUUCACUCAAAGCAGCAUGAUUUCUUUACAGUUCAUUUAAAAAGAAAAUAUAUGACUUAAGUUUGCGCUGAAACAGUGACUUCUUAAUGGUUUUUAAACAGAAAAGUCUAGUUUACAUGAGCCCUGAAAGUCAAAGAAAGCUAAAUCUGCACCUUUACACCAGAUAUUUAACUACACCUGCUCCCUGACUGUAAUAUUGUCAGGUUUUAUCUUUAAAAAAGCAGUGCUGAGUUAUUAUUUCACCUCUGAUUUAGGAUGACAAACCUCAAAGUCCUUAUAAACUGAUUUAAUGAAGUAUUAGUCUGCUGAAUCCUGUUUAAAAUGUAGAGAAAUCUAACAUUAACUUAUAUAUCUUCCAUACUUCUCUAUCCACACUUUAUUAGCUGCACCUUUUAUCCCCAAAACAAGAUUAUCCUAUUAUAAUCUCUGUGUUUUUAUGUCUGGCAUCAUGUCUCUUAUUGUAGUGGCUAUAAUUAGUAUGUUGAAGGUGCUGGCAGGUGCACUUAACUUAAUAUAAAUCUUCUACUAUGAACAAGUGAUUACAAAUGUCAAGUAAUACUGCAGUGACUUACAAAAGCCCUAUUUUUAUCCAUAGAAAAGUUUUAAACCUACAUCACAGGUACAUUUUGAUGUUAAGGCCUAAAGAGAUGCAUCCACUUCACAAACCUGUAGUACAUUCCUUGUGUCCCUCCCUGAGUAAGCGAGCUCAGAAACCUGUAAAUCCCUUCAUCCUGUUUCCACCACAUGCUGUCAUCACUGAGGUCACUUACUCCUGUCCUGUCCUGCACUUACGUAACACGGAGCAGGCUGCUUCUGCCCAGAUUUAGAGGUAGAUCAGUUUGGAGGUAAAGCCCCAUUCACUCUUUAUCCAUUGAUUGAUUGACAGUUUAUCGUCUCACUGAGUCAACUUGUUUACAGACGAUCUGAUUAUUCAUCAUAUAAAACAAAUAAAGUCUUCUGAAGAGGACAAAGUUUACACUUAACAAUGAACUCAGUGUCAAUUAAUCUGUGAUUAUUUAUAGAUGUUCCCGUCUAUAAACCGCCUGAAAGGAAAAGUUUCAAACUUUUUUGUUUUCUAUGAUUGGUAAAAAUCUUUACAGUGAGGCUCCUGUGAGGAGUUUUAGCAGGUAGUAAAACUAGAUGACUGAUGCCUCUUUGUGGACAAACCAAAUCAUCAUCCAAAAGGACUCAGAUGCUGUAAAAUGUUGUCGCAGGAAACAAAAUGAAGCAGGAUGAGAUUUUGGGUCAAAAUCAAGGAGAGAAGAGGGAUCACUUUGUCCACAGGGUGCCAAAAUUGAUGCAAACUAAAAGUUCCUUACUAGAGCUUUACGUCCAUUUAAACAUUUCUCAGUUUGGCUUUUCGACUAACCGUUGGUUCUGAAUCUGGGAUCAGGGCUCCCCUCGAGGAAGUGGUAGAGAUCUCAGGUGGGGCACAAGGCUUGUCUGCUCUUAAUUUGUGACGAAAAAACUUAUAGUCACAUUAACACUCUUGGAUAGUUUAUACAACUAUGUAGAUUUAACUGCGUAAAAAGGUUUUCCUUAUUGUUUAAACAGAAAUGAAAAAAAACUUGAAACUGAGCACACCUUGACGCGGCUAAACACAACAUCUACAGUUAAACCUUGUGAAAUUGUUUUGCUGAGUGUGGCUAACAUAAGCAGAAUAAGCACCAUCACGUUGUUACCGUCAAGUAAAUUUAUGUGAGUUUGAAUCGACACAGCCUGAACACAACUUUAUCUCCGUUUGCUGUGUUAAAUUACAGCCAAACCACGCUGUGUUAGGAGAUGCCAUCUGUUGUUUUUGCCAGUUUACUUCCUGGUGGGACAGAGUUAGAGCAUUAUGGCAGUAACCACUGACAAGCUUAGCAAUAACAUAUGACCAGCAUUCUCAGCUUUCAGUAAUAAAAGUAACUAUUUUGAUGGAUUCGUAAUACUGGUGAUAAUGUUUGUUUCGUCCACUAAACUUUCUCUAAUGAAAGUGUCAAUCUUAAUUUCCUCCAUGAAAACUUCUUUAACUGUUUGACACAUUUUCUUCUUCGCACCACAUGUUUAAUUUCACUUUACAUGAGGCGAAAACCACGACUCCAAUCACUUUAAUAUCCAGUUCACACACGCACGUUUUGGUCGUCCCGCUGAGGUCUUUGUCAGCAUCUUUUCAUGUUGUGUCACUGCUCUCUGUCUCAGGGUUGUGUUCUCUCCGUCCGAGUGUCAGGCAGCUAAAAACAUUCCCUGAAAACCAAUUAAGCCGAGGUUGGUAAUCCUCUGCCUGCAGGGCGUGUUGGUGUUGCUUACAGAAGCAAAGCAGGAGUAGCAGCACCAGUGAAUCAUCCUGUUUUCUGCACGACAAAGUUAUACAUUUAUUUAUUUACUUAUUUGAUUAAACUGCAGCCUGUGUAACUAAAAUAUUUGUGACACAUUCACAUUUAAAUAUUUUGUUAUGCAGUUUGAAUCGGCCUACAGGACUCAAAAUGUCACUAGUAUUAUAAUGUUGCUGUAAAAUAUAUUUGCUCUUGCAUGUUUACAGGAUAAGAUUGGAGCAUGAUGUAGGUUGUUGUCACUGUUUAUGAGCGUCUCAAAGAGAUAUCUGUUUAUGUGCUUUUAUUUUGAUGCCAGCACUUUACUCAGACUAAAGAAAAUUUGCAAAAGAGUUUAGAAACAUGCAACAAAUCCCCCUCCUUCAUUAAAAACUCUCUCAUGUGUUUGUCAUGAUGAUAGAUGUUCACUGGUGUGUGGUUGACAUGAAGAUCCAGAGUGAUCUGGCUGAGGAUUGAGGACAUACGUAGGGAAUCCUUGCAGUGUUUUAUGAAGCGACAGCUCACCUCUGUUAGGUAACGGGAUUACUCUGAGUCCCAUCUCGCCUCCUGCUCUGCUGAGCCCGUCGAACACGUUUGUUGCUCAGAAUACAGCUCUGCAGUAAAAGAAACAGACAUUAAACUGAACUCGAAUAAAGAGCAGAGUCCUCAACUGGAAGUUAUAGCGCGCUAUCAUUUGAAGCAUGUUUCCAUCUUAAUUAGGAGUGAAAAAGAGAUAGUAAUUAGUUAAUUUAUCUAUUGGCAGUAACUUAAAGAGGGAAUCUUUAAGAUCCAAUUGAAGGUAUAUUUUUGGAGAACAAAACAGCAUCCUGUCUGAGAGUUUCGAGACCUUUUGUCGUCUUUGGAUGUACACAUGCUUUUAAGGUGUCAUCGUCUGUCGUCAUCGAGUUUUUCUCUCACAAGGAUCAGAAAAAAAUACUGUAGCUGACCAACUAUUAUGACUGAUGGGUGGCUAUUUAGUUUCAUUAAUAAAACCAAAGAAUACAGCUACAUUAUUCACCUUAUUUAUGUGUAAUUCAACAAACACAAGAAGUUAUGAUAGAUGAUAAACACCUCAACAUGCUGAUCUAGAAAGACUUGAAUCAGGAGCAAAAAAACAUGUUGGCUGGUUCUCUCUCCCCAGACAUGAUGGGUCUCCUUUUAUAUCCAUGGACCCUCUGCAGUCUCACAGUGGUGUCAGUCUUGUAUCUUGUGCACAUAAGAUAAUGGGUUACUUUGUUGGUGAUUGUGUGUUUGAAAGAAAAGUUUCGAUAAAUAACACUUUCGUUGAAUCGUUAUUUCACAGAUCAACAGUGUGUGUGCACAAGAUAACUCGCGGGCACUAGUCAGUUGUCUUCUUGCAUGAAAAGCAUCAUGAAUUAUACACCCAAAUAAAAUCACCUGUGCACAGAAAGUAAGACUAAGUUGUGUUUAAGCUGAAAGAGAUGAUAACUUGUUUGUGAUAGUUGCUUGUAUGCACAGAGUAAUGAUUUAAUAACUGUUUUGUGUGCAUAUCAUGGUAAACGGAAAUGCUAAAGUAAAAUAAUCUUACAGGACAGGGGUAGAAUACUUCAAACAUGUAUUAAAAACAGGAUAUUUGGAUUUUAUGGUCAUAUUCUUGGCUAACCGCCUCAUCCUGACAUCACAGGGACUUUUUUGCAGAUUGCAGAGGAUCUCUCUUCGAACCAGCUGAUAACAACACCAAGAGGAGUCUGACCCUGAAAUGGAUUCUUAUGGGCCGUCACUAAACCGCAGUCAGUCUUUGGCGAGUGGUCUGGAGAAAACGUCACCUACGUGGAACAAACCGUCUCACUCACGGAGCAGCAGCACCCUGUCGUCUCGACACUCUCGACAGGUGAGGGAAAAAAAGUCCUGAAAACUGACAGAAGAAAAAAAACAAGUUUUUACUUAUUUGGGGAUAGAGCCGGUCUAGAAAGAGGUGUGACUAAUUUGCAGGUUUUGUGUUUGCCUUUUUAUUAUCAAGUAUAUAGUGUUAAGUUUAUGCAGGUAAAGACUGAUGAAAUAGACCAACUCUCAUUUUUUCUCUAGGGGUAAGAAACAUCAAAAUUCAGCCACCGAUCCAGUCGUAGGCUGUGCAAACGAACAUUGAUAUAUUUCUAUAAUUCUUUACAAGAGUAGAAAAACAAGUAAUCGAGUUCACACGGUGUGCAGUUUUUUUCAAUCUACAAACAAACAAAACAAAUGAAAAUUAAAGUUCUAGACUUUCCUUGAAGUUCCUGUGAGUAGCUUUUUGUCUGUGUGGGUCUCAGCGCCCCCUGUGGGCACAGUAGGACCUCUUGUCUCUUUGCUGAUCUUGUCCUGAUCAUGUGAAAGAAUAGUUUUCCGUCGAUUUCUUUUACUCGCUUGAAACAUCUUUUGUAGAAAAGUAGAAGACUGUUUCUUCAGCGACAUCUACCCCUCACAGCAGCUCCAGACAUUAGGAACGACAUUCAUGGAUUCGUCCGUCUCAUCGCUGAUUAUCACGUUUGGUUUUGCUGUUUCAUGACCUGCUAAAAACUCCUCACAAGAGCUUUAAACUUGUUUAUAGAUUAUCAAAGAUUGGGAAGUGAUUGACGACCCUCAUGGAGAAAUGCACACAGGAGUUGAAAACCCUCACGACGUCUCCACGCCGGGUAUCUGUGAAGGCUACCUGCACAAAAGGAGGAAGUGGCCUUUGAAAGGUUGGCACAAGGUGAGAGAUGGACACACUCUGUAGUCGCCCUGUAAGGACCGAUGAUAUUUGAAAGAUCAUUCUUAAAAUGUGUUGGUUUUUUUCAGAGGUACUUUUUCUUAGAGGCAGGGGUCUUGCGCUACUGCAAAAAUCAACAUGACGUAAGUAAACAUUAAAUUUAGAAGCAGGAUUUUCUUACUUACUGUGUUACAACAACAUCUAAAUCACCGUUUUAAACAUCCUCUCUGCUGAAGGUCCCCAGAGGAAGAGUCCAGGGCUCUUUAGACCUCAGCCUUGCAGUGAUGUCCAUAAACAAGAAAUCAAAUCGGAUUGACCUGGAUGCUGGAGACAUCAUCUAUCACAUGAAGGUAACCAUAACCCUAAACAGGUUUUUCCCCUAUUGAAAGAAAAUAGACGAAAUGCACCUUUUUACAUUUCAAAUUCUUCCUGUUUUUUAUCGUGUGGUGAAGGCAAAGAGCCACGACCUCUUCUACAUUUGGGUGACCAAGCUCCAAGCUCAUCGCUUGUAUAAGAAGAAUGAAGCUGCACACGUCCACAGCGGCUUCUUCUGUUCACUGUCUCACAGCGCUGGGAUCGGACAGUCUCAGACUAACGGAGAUCUGGUGACUAAAAAUAAACAUUCAAAUCAAACAUGGUGGUAGAAGUACAAGUACUCAAAUAAGAUAAAGAUACUUGAUUUUUACUUGUUUCAUUUUAGAUCUACUCUGUAGUUCUUCCCCUCAGAUAUUUUAUCAUUACUUUAUUAUGUUUGUCUGACAACUUUUUCUACAAGUUUCUUCAGUUUCAGUUAUUACUCUGUCCUUACAAGUUGAUUUACUGAGUGUGUUUGUGUUUUUCUCUCUCUGUGUUCACAUUAUCAGAGCUCUGCAGGCAGGGCAGAUUCAGCUUCAGCUUCAGGGGUACUUCCCUCCGCUAACACCGCUGUGAACACCAAAGUGUCUGCCUGGCUGCAGCAAAGUCACGACCCAGACAUCUGCAUCCAAGGUAAUCGUCAAAAUCACAAAGACGUAACGCUCAUAAGGCGGUGGAGGAGUCUCAGAGGCUGGGAAUCACGCCUGUGACUGCUGCUUUGUGGCCUCUGAAUAUAAAAUAAAUAAAUAAAAAACACACAAUUUCACUGAGUUAAAAAUUAAUAAAUUAGUAAAAGAGAGUCCAAAUCUGCAGAAAAGUUAAAAAAUGCAAAAAAAUUUGGAUUUUACUGGAGUAAAACUUCCAGUUGCAUUAUGGGUGAUGUAGGCACCAUGACUAGGUAAAUGAAUGCAAAGUGAGAAUGGUACUAUCACUUAUCCUGCUGCCAUGACUGCAAUCAAAACAGCUAUUAAGGGCUUGACAAACAGUUUUUUGUGUGUUAAGUCAUCCUUCUUUGCAUUUCCUGGAAAAUAUGUUUUCACACUGAGAUAUUUAUUCUGUAAAUCUAAACUCAAAACUUCCUAAAAUCAGAUUUUUUCUCAGUCUAUUAGAAUGAAGAUAAAACAGGUCAAACGCUCUCGUAGCUGAGUUCAAACUGACCGCCUGUUUUGUUGGGUUAAAUGCAUCUCUGGAGUCCUGUCUGGUUAAUCAAUCACAGCCGUGCGUUAAAAGACUAUUUCUUCUCAUGUUCCAGAGCUGAACCGAUGCCAUGUUGACCUUAACGAGCUAAACCGCCUAAUCCAGAGGCUGCAGACGUUGGAGGCGGGCCAGGCUUUCACUAACGGGGACCUUAAACGGAUCAUAAGCACUCAUGUACGCUUACUGUCCACUUUGGAGGAGCUAAUUUAAGUGUUUCGAUCAAAACACUUUUUAGUUUUCAGACAGAUUUAAAACUGUUCAGAGAUUUUUUUUUUCUGUUCUCAUCUCUUCAUGAAUCCAGAAUCUGUCUCUUGAGAAGCCAAAGAAGCAUCGGUCAGGGAAGAUUUGGGGUCACUCUCGCACACUGUCCAGAGUGGAGGCUCUAGGAAUGGCAAGUAUAGAAAUCACAGACUUACAUGCCAACAACAUGUGAAUUACAUGAUUUUAAACAUUGAAAAGUGUUUAUCCUUUAAAAUCAUGAAUGACGUCUAGCUUUUGUUGAUAUAUUUUCUCUAAAAUAUUCAACAUCCCAACCCUCCAUUAACAUUUUGGGCCUUUCUUUAAUCCAAAGCCUAUUCGUGGGAUUACUAAAUCGGUGAGUUGGCUCAUGAGCAGAACUGAAAUCUGAUGUUCUCAAUUUAAACUCUGAGGCAGACUGCCGUCCUGUAAAUAAACCCUCAUUGUAGAACGAAACCUAAAACAGACAGACGAUGUUAUUCGAAGAUAUUUGGUACAUGUGUUUGUUUUUAUUGAAAUCGUUGUUUAUGCUCCACUGUAGAACUUAAUUUGGCUUCCAAAACACAUUCGUACACCUGAGAAUUUAGUUUUCCCCACUGAAUAGAGCGUAGUGAUGAAAUGGUUUCUGUUAAUGGAAGAUUUUAGACGUGAUCUGUGUGACUUUUUUAGUUAGUUAGUGUUGUAUGACUGUUGAGUGUUUUCUGUCUUGACUAAACGUGAUUCAGAAACUUGUGAUGUCUAGAGAACAAUUUUGAGCUGCAAAAAAACUCUCCAGAUGUACGUUUGGAGGUACACAAGCUGUGAUUUACUGAUGGUUACACAAAAAGGUAAAACAGUCAUAAUAUUUCUGCAUCAGAGAGAGGUGGAUAUCAUAACUCAGCUGUAGCAGGUGAAGAUUUCUCACAUUAAGCGGUUAUUCAUCCGUCUGUCUUCACUGUUUCCACCUUAUAGCUUUCCUCCAGUCACCUGAGCAACUCCUCUCACCUCGGUACUUCAGUCCCCUCCAUCCCUGACUACGUCUACUCCCAGCUGUGCCCUUCUACGAUCACACUGACGCCCGAGGGCAAAAAGAUCCACCAAGACAUCUGUGCCACAUCGCUACGAGGUCGGAAAUAAAGACGCACGCACGUACAAAAGCUAAAUCCGAGACCGGGCCUAAAAUGGAUCUGAUCAGAUAAAACCUGAAGGUUCUCUGUCCUCUUUUGUCUCCGCAGUGUUUACCUCCCUGAAGACAGUGCAUGAAGCGCUGUCCCAUGAGAGGCAGAAGCUGCAGGAAGUCUGGGGCACCAACAACAUCCAUCAGUCGAACGCAUUAGCAGAGGUAAGCCUGUAAUCUGGACUCUGUGGGGCCUGCUCCUCCUGUAUUUGAAGGCUGAUUUCUUCUCUUUUUUCCUCGUCUCUUUCACCAGCCUGUAGAUGUGAGGCGUUCGUCUCACAGGGCUCCUUCAGUCGCGGACUCGGCUGCAGAGUAUUUUGACGCCAGCGAUGACAUCCUGUGUUGUUCCUCCGAAGCUUCAGAUGAAUCUGGACUCAGUGACGGGAGCACGACCAACUCUGAGCCCGAAGAAGGACAUGGUGGGUCCACGUUUCUUAAAUACAGGACUUUCAUUUGUUUUUAAAAGUCAGCUCUUCAUCCAGGACAACACACCGAUCUCUGGCUAAACCUUUGACUGUCUUUGCAGUUUCUGCCACCAGGAAGUACCGAGCGAGCAUUUCCAAGUCUCCUAACAGUGUCAUCCCCAAGAGCACGGGACGGAGAACCUCACUACCUGCUCAGUGUCCCGACAACAGCCACGUAGGCCUCAUGGCUAUCCUCUACAAUAACAUCGGUAAGAACAUAUCGACAAGCUGCAUCACUUUAAAACACCACAGAUGUAUUUUUGAACCCGCUGCAGUUCCUUAAAGCUGGUUUGUCCUCAGGUAAAGACCUGGCUCGGGUGUCCAUGCCCGCCGCUCUGAACGAGCCCGUUAACCUGCUGCAGAGGCUGUGUGAGGAGCUGGAGUACAGCGAGCUGCUGGAUACCGCAAACAACACCGCAGACCCCUACCAGAGGAUGGUAAGACUAUUCACGCUCGAGUUUGUGACCGAUAAGACUGAGAGGAAACGAUGUCGGAUUUGUUUUAGCGAUGGUGAUAAAUCUAGAUAUUAAUUUUUGUGGUUAUGUCCAAAAACAGAUCAAAUUUUGUCAUGAUUUAAAGUCACAGUGCACCAAAUGUCGUUCCUGUGUCGAUUUCCUUCAGGUUUACAUUGCUGCCUUCGCUAUCUCUGGUUACUCCACCGCCACGUUCAGAAACCGCUACAAGCCCUUCAACCCGGUGCUCGGGGAGACCUUCGAGUGUGUGAGAGAGGACCGGGGUUUCCGCCUCAUUAGUGAGCAGGUACUUCAGGAGGAACCGUCAAAGGAUCUUCUUUAUUUGACAUCACUGACAGCCUUUGAGAGCUUCGAGUGUCCACGACAGUGAAGCAGGUUGAUUAAACAGACUGUCUUUACAACAUGGUGGAGGAUUACUUUUGAGUGCCAGUAAUCUCCUCCUGCUAAAUUAUGAUAAAUCACCGUCUCAUGAAGCUCAGCCUGAAUGAUUUAUUACUUUAAUAAAGUUACAGCAACUUAUUAAUGUCAGGUCUUUAUAUAUUAUUAAUGUCCUGGAAACUUCAGGUGGUCAGAUUUCAAGGAUUUAAGGAACUUCAUUUGUUAUACUUCACAUCUUUGACAGUCUGUGGUACGAAAUUAGUACCCAGGUCUGUUUCCAAGAAUAAAAAUACAAUAUAAUAAAUAAAAUAAAAUAGCUCUGUUGGACUGAAAUUGCAUAUGAAAGCAGCGCCUUGGUUUAUAAAGAAAUUCAUAAACACGAUAUUCGUGAUAUAAAUGUUAUCACAGUGCGUAUUUCCAAACCCAUGAGGAAUAAUGACUAAAAUGUUAAACUUUUAAAUCCAUCCUGCUUCAUAACAAAGAUGUUAGAUGUUCAUCUUCGGUACUUUUUUACCUCUUAGUUCCUGGCUCUGCUGCUCUCUCUUGGCAGUAAAAGUACUUAAUAAAAACGAUGAAUAAAAGUAUCUGUUGUACCUCACCAGGUGUGCCACCAUCCUCCCAUCUCCGCCUGUCACGCUGACUCAGACAACUUCAGCUUUUGGCAAGGUGAGCUCGUCUCUGCAGGUCCGCCGUGGCCUCUCUCUCUUUUGUUCAUCAGAUGUUUUCUUCUUUUGAACGCUCGUCUGUUUUGUUUCACAGACCAGAGAUGGAAAAAUAAAUUCUGGGGGAAGUCUCUGGAGAUUCUGCCCACAGGAAUGGUGAAUGUCACUCUUUCAAGGUAAACCCUCAACACAUUCAGAUGCAUAUUAUCAUUCCUAAAGAAGGUGUUCACAGAGAGAUGUUCUGUGUUUGUUUUUUUUCAGGUAUGGAGACCAUUACGAGUGGAACAAAGUAGUGACCUGCAUCCACAACGUCCUCAGCCAGCAGCGAUACCUGGAGCAUUAUGGGGAGGUCACUAUUCGAAACCUGAAGAGCAACGCGUGCACCUGCAAGAUCACAUUUGUCAAGGUAACAAUCGUCUCUUUCUUCUAAGUGGUUUAUUAAAGGUGACUUUGUUGUGUUUGGUUAUUUGACGUGUGUUUUUUUUGUAGUCUCGUUACUGGGGUUCGGAGACAAACAAGAAUGAGGUGCAGGGCACGGUGCUCGACCAAAGCGGGAGCGUGAUCCACCGGUUUGGAGGUCUGUGGCAUGAAGGCAUCUUCUGUGACACUCUGCCGACUCCAAAGUGCGUCUGGAAACCAAGUGAGUCGUCAUCAUCACAAACAGACAGACUUGUUUCCAAGCAUGUGCUGAUGUCUUUGGUCUGGGACUCUUGUUUAGAGGUUGAAGGUUUAAAUGUAAGUGAGGUGAAACGAUCCAACGCUGACUGACGCCAAAACUGCUAAUCAGCAUAAAUCCAGGAGUCACGUUUUCGCGGCGACAGAUCACCUGACGGACUCUCACUCCACAGAUCCCAUGCCAAAGGAUUACCUGCUGUACUACGGCUUCUCCACCUUCGCCAUGGAGCUGAAUGAACUCCCCCCGGACCUGAAGCCUCUCCUGCCUCCUACAGACAGCCGCCUGCGCCCAGACCAAAAGUGAGUGGAAAGAUGCACGACAGGGGGCGCCAAAGUCAACACAAACUGAACAAGAGUUUAAAUAUUAAUCUGUUUGUGCAGGUUACUGGAGGACGGAUAUGUGGAUGAAUCAGACAGAAAGAAAGAUCAUAUCGAGGAGUGUCAGAGGGAGCGAAGGAAAGAGCUGGCGAAGAAAGGAGAGGAGCACAUCCCACGCUUCUUCAAGUGAGUCAUUCAUACUCCUCGUAAUGCAGAAUGAUUACAGACCAUGAGAUGUUUGGUGACUUUUUAAUCCUUCUGCCACAGAGAAAAAACAGAUCAAACCUCUUAUUUAAACGAUGAACAAUAUAGUCGACAUAGAGGUCGUAUGUGUGGAUCAUCACAGUGUAACAAGAUCCUGAUUCUGACAUUUUUGUACAGAAAAAACUCUGAAAAUAUUCGGUUAAAUAUGAGCUCAGACUUGUCUUAUUUUCUCAGUGUAGUUUGACAGAAAGGGGUUAAACUCUGUUGAUAGUAUUUACCAGAGGCAAGCCCCCUGGCCAGUAGGGGGCCACCAGGAGCAAUAAACAAAUAUAUAUAUAUUAUUUGUUUCUUGGAUGAAUGAGUGAUGCUUUCUGUAUGAUCAGAUAUAGAUUAUUGUAAAAAUAAUUAUUGUAAAAUUAUCAUGGUAAAAAGUAUUCUUAUGCAUGGUCUGACAUCACAUACAGUUGAUUUUCAAUGGCCAACAUCAAUAACACUUUGAUUAUAACGACAAAACAAUUGAUCAAAACAAAAACAAGGGAAUCAAUUAAAUUAGUAAAUAUCCCAUACAAGUAUAUUUUUAGCUCAAAUCAAUUAAACAUUACCAUCCAGUUUAAGUUUCAAGAGCAUAUUGACCGGUUUUUUUUUUUGCAUUUGUACAUCUUUUUAAAUUGACGAGUAUCCGUGCAGCCUUUCAAAUCCUGAAGUUGUGGAUUAUUACCUAGGCCACCCCCUUAAAUGUGUAAAGACAUGUCAGACGCUUUAAAUUUAUACUGUAGUAGGUGUGUGAAUGAUCAACAAUCAAUAUUAUUGGCAGAAAUAGAGGGCCCAAAUAAUCAAAGUUUGCUCAGGGCCCUGUUGAGGCUCUGGUUUUUACCAAACAGUAGUGCAUUAUCAGAACUUUUAAAGUUUUAUUUUCGGCUCCUUUCUUCAGGAAAUCCAAAGAUUUGUGCGGACGGGACGUGUGGGUGACGAAUGGGACUUACUGGAAGCUCAGAGAGGAUCCUGGUUUCGCUAAAACUACAAACAUCACUCUGUGGUGAUGAGGGACGUCGCAGGAGAGACGAGACGGAUCAGGAGAGGAGGAGCAGAGGAGGACAUUUGGACAGCAUGUAUGAACCGCUCUGUGCAGAGUGGAGACAGUGCUGCUGAUCUCUCCUCCUUCGUUCUGUUCACCGUGACUGGCUCAUGGGAGCAGACAGUUUAAGGUAAAAUUACCCAGCAUUCAGUGCAGGUAAAGAACUAUAGACAGAACUUCCUCAUUACUCUGAAAUGUGUUUCAGAGUUUGUUUAGGUUACUUUAUAGACAAAUUUAAGUUAUAUAUUUGAGAAUCUCUGCUGGAAGUUCUGAAUGUGUGACGCAGACGGAUGAGUUUUUAAAAGAACAAACUCUUUAGUUUUGAAAUGUUUCACAGAGGGAUUAGUUUGAGUUUGGACUGUUUUUGGAUUAUUGAAUGUUAACGCUCAGUCAAAUCAUGACCCCACUAUGGAAGCCCAAAGCGGACAUGCACCCUCAAACCUUUUAGCCACUCGGUUUUUCAGUGAUAACGAGUCGAUUUCAGUCGUACGUAAAAAUAAAGAAGGA